UAAAAUAUUCCUCGCCCUUGCGGCGCGCGGACUCCGUUCAGGGCCUCCACGUGCCACGUGGCGGUCCCAGAUUCCGUCACGUGCCCCCAGCGCAAGCGGCGGAUGCGAAUCCUUCCAAGAUACCCGCCAACAUCCAGCUCCAAAUCUUAAUCCCCCCACCACCCGACCGGAAGGAUAUCUUUUCUGGCUCUUCUCAUCUCCAUGAGUCUCUCCUUCUUUAAUCCCUUCUUUCCGGAAAAACUAGGAAAACCCUAGAAAUCUCCGAGGCUUUCUUUGAUCUGUUCUCUGGGGCCUGUUAAGUGAUCUGAAAUCGGGUUGGAAUAGGUGAAAGGUGAUUGUAUGUCAUGUCUCUUCUUAGUGAAACUCUCCCCCAUGCUUGCUCGUUAAACCAGCAUUGCUGGCAGUGGGCUCGAAUCUACUUGAACUACUGUCUGUGUAGUGCAAAGGAUGGCAUGUCUUUAGCUCUUGGACUGGUCAGUGUUGUCAGUUGGGGUGUUGCUGAGGUUCCUCAAAUCAUCACAAAUUACAAAGAGAAAUCCAUGGAAGGCCUUUCAAUUGCUUUUCUGAUGACAUGGAUUAUCGGAGAUCUAUUUAAUCUUAUCGGUUGUCUGCUGGAGCCCACUACUCUGCCAACACAAUUUUACAUGGCGUUGUUAUACACGACUACUACUGUGAUUCUGACAGCACAAACUGUAUAUUAUGGUCACAUCUAUCAUCGCUUGAAAGCUAACAAAGACAGAGUAUGUCAUAAGAGCCACAGACAUCACCAAGAAGAUGAACCAACAAAAGAAAGACUGCUAGGAUACAACAUCGAUGACAAGGAAACAAGAGCCAGUAAUUAUCAGGCAAAUGGAUCAAAUCCUGUAAGGGAAGGAAUGCAUAUGACAAGUUCACCUAUUCCCGUGACGGCACCUGUAAUUGGUCGCUAUGGUUCUUAUGGGAGAGACUUGUAUUACAUGUCUGCGCGUUCUUUAUCAAAGAGCCCAAUCCCUACAGCAGGUUCAUGGUUAGCACAUUUACAUCAUUAUAGCAGAACAGCUCUCAACCAUGAUCGACAUUCUUCACAAGAGCCUUUGGUUGGUAGGCUGGUUCCACAACAGUCUGCACCACUGAUGAACACCAAAAAUAUGCUUUCUGUGGUACCUUCUGUAGCAUUUCUCCUUGGCAUUUAUAGUAUCCACCUUUUCAUGAAGAAGUCCUUUAAUGCAUCACCUCAUCCAGCAGUGAUAUUAGUGGGCCGAAAGCUUUUACAGGACCAGGUUUUUGAGUCACCAGUGAGACAUGGUGAUGGAAGCAGAGGAAUAGGAAACUUACUUGGCUGGGCAAUGGCAGCUAUAUAUAUGGGUGGAAGGCUUCCUCAAAUUUGCUUAAAUAUCAGAAGAGGCAAUGUGGAGGGCCUCAAUCCAUUGAUGUUUAUAUUUGCAGUGAUUGGAAAUACAACAUAUGUAGGAAGUAUAAUUGUCAACAGCUUAGAUUGGUCUAGAAUCAGACCUAACCUGCCAUGGUUAGUGGAUGCAGGAGGAUGUGUUCUUCUGGAUGCUUUUAUUCUCCUCCAGUUUCUCUAUUUCCACCUUCGGAAGCCCAUUGCUGUUGCAAGCAGAAAUAACCAAUUUGAUUCUUCUUAAAGGAGGCAAAUUUAAUUUUUGGCAAACCCACAGGUGAAUUGAAGCACUCCCACGUCAAACUUCUAACUAGGUUUGUGCUGAUCAGCAUGUGAACUAUGCAUGCUCUGGUGCAAGAUAAUCAAGCCGAUAUACUACUUGGUGCCAAGAUGAUAAUUCUGAUCGGUUUCAUUUUUCCCCUUCUUUUGAUUUUCCAAAGGAAUGUUGUUUUGGAAUGUUCUCUUAAAAUGUGUAAUAAACUGGAGGAUAUAAUUUCGUUCCGUACUUUAGUUUUAGAUUGAAGAUAUUAUCCUAUGAUGUUUUUAGUUACUCCUUGUUCAGCUGUUCUUUUAAGAACAUUAGUAAGUCUUUAAUUGAUUUGCUAUGCAAUGGUGUUUGGUGUGAUA
Phoenix dactylifera (date palm) is the source of this 2008-nucleotide messenger RNA. RefSeq names its product PQ-loop repeat family protein / transmembrane family protein. Lineage: Eukaryota; Viridiplantae; Streptophyta; Magnoliopsida; Arecales; Arecaceae. The record is from RefSeq and is a predicted model, not a curated record. Gene Ontology annotation, cellular component: membrane.